This is a messenger RNA of Synchytrium microbalum, 1473 nucleotides long. RefSeq lists its product as uncharacterized. Bases 1 to 1473 code for a protein of 490 amino acids. The record is from RefSeq and is a predicted model, not a curated record. NCBI's taxonomy places the organism in Eukaryota, Fungi, Chytridiomycota, Chytridiomycetes, Synchytriales, Synchytriaceae. The transcript has 10 exons. Gene Ontology annotation, biological process: protein insertion into mitochondrial outer membrane. Gene Ontology annotation, cellular component: outer membrane; SAM complex.
AUGUCCAAGGCAUUCGAAGACAAGUUUGCGUCUUCAUGGGACGAAAAAGCUCAACAAAAACAACCAAAGGCACCUCUAUCAGACCAGGAACGAGCUGAACGACUCGCUAUAGAAAACCAGCUCAUUCAUCUGGUAAACACAUCCCACUCCCGUCCCGUCCACGUAUCCGCAAUCCGAAUCCAAGGAGCAAACCGCACACAACCUUCCCUCAUCGAACACCACAUAAAACCAAUUCUCGACUGUGCUACUGUAGGAGACGCGAUUCUCACUGCUCAAGCUGCCUGUCAACAGUUAUCACGGCUAGGCAUAUUUGAACACGUGGGGCUUGUAAUUGAUUCUCCUCAAGAUGUGUAUGCCGGCACGAUUAGUGGCAAGGAGUCUAUGGAUGUCAUUAUAGAGGUCAAGGAGACAAACCGUGUGUUUGCAAAGACCUAUGCGGAUUUUCAGAAUGAUCAGGCUAGAUCGGGAGUCUCAGGCAAACUCAGAAAUCCAUUUGGCUAUGGUGAAAUUAUAGAAGGGUUUUGGCAAAAGAAUAUAGAUGCUAGCUUAGAAAAGGCUCCUGGUGAUUUAUUAAAAGAUAUGACAUCGUCUUAUCAGGUCGAGAUGUCUGCACCCGUCAACGCUGAUCCAGAUACACGUACAAAUGUUGGGCUAUUCAAUCUCAACAGAUCAAAAGAGUUGUUUAGUUCGCAUUUUGAGAAUGUGACGGGUGCAUUUGCCAGAAUCAAGUUUCUAUCGCCGCUGGGUCAGCAUGAUUUAGCUUACGAAGGUGCGAUUCGUCACAUCCAUAGUCUGUCCGACAAAGCUUCGUUAAAUGUGAGACAAGAUGCCGGCCAUUCACUAAAAUCAGGAAUAAGUCAUUCAGUCGUACGAGAUACCCGUGACGACGUGACAAUACCAACACGCGGAUACUUUAUUCGAUUAUACAAAGAGCUCGCUGGAUUAGGUGGUGAUGUGAAAUACGUCAAGGGAGAAAUCGAUGCACAAUAUAGCAUUCCCAUUUUCUCUGGUCUGCAUAUGACUGCAACUGCUAGAGGAGGUGUACUACAGCCACUUGGAGGUGAUAGGACACGAAUCAAUGAUCGAUUCUUUCUUGGUGGUAUGACUAGUGUGCGCGGGUUUACAUAUAAUAGUAUCGGACCUCGUGCUGGAAAUGACAAUAUUGGGGGUGAUGUGUUUUGGAGCGCUGGACUCAGUUUAAUAUCACGUCUCCCUGGUCGCCUCAAUUAUGAUCCAUUGAGACUACAUGCUUUUGUUAAUGCUGGUAGUGCGUCCAUGCUCGACAAACAAGCCAGUAUGGCAUCCAACAUCAAGACAGCAUUCUCAGCACCUACAUCAUCAGCUGGACUGGGACUGAUUAUGCAAUUCAGUAUGGUGCGACUUGAAUUGAAUUACUGUUUGCCUGUGACUGUCACUGCGUCGGAUACGUUCAAGAAGGGGUGGAAUUGGGGAAUUGGGUUAUCUUUCAUGUAG